CCCGAGUAUGCCAUGCCAGUGCCGGCUGGCGCCCCGGCAAGUGAGAAGGAGCUUUACGUUCAACAAACUCCAGUCUGGGUUGUUGUAUUGAGGGGAUUACAAAUCUUCGUCUCCUUGCCCAUUCUCAUAAUGGCUGGCAUCCUCAUCCAUGGGGUAUCCCUCGGCGCCAACGCAUUUGCAGUUGCUUGUGUCGUGUUCACAUGGGUUGUCGCCACCUAUGUGCUCGUGGCAGAAAAGGUGAAAUCUGCCAACGUAGCAUACAAUAUUUGGGCCGUCUUGGCCCUCGACCUCCUAAUGGCAAUCUUUUGGCUUGCGUCAAUGGGAGCCAAUGCCGCGCUCCGAGCCCAGUUCAAGGACAAUGUCAACGUUCAGAGUUGCUUCGAAAACGGCCAAAUUACGAACAGCAGGACCUGCACUUUCACCAAGCGCGACCCCAAUGCUCUUGCCGACCAGGCCGGGCUUGCCAUGAUAAGUGCUAUCGCAGGCCUGAGUGCCCUGCAGUUCCUUCUGUUUAUACCGACCCUCGUCUUCCACGGACACUCCUUCCGCAUGUGGCAUCAGGCGAAUAAGAAGCCGUCGGUUGAUAACGCGACAGUCGAGAUGAAGGCUCAGGGAACACCGAUGUUGGCCGCCCAGCCGACGACUGGCCCCGUGUACCCGCAGUAUUCGGACUCGCAACAAUACCAGCUGCAUCCGCAAUAUACACCCCAAGCCGAGCUUCAGGGGAAUCAUGAUCCACAACAGACUGCGAAUUACCCCCAGCCGCAGCAGCCCGCGUUCCAGCCGGCGAUAGAUCCUUCCACCCAGCAAUAUGCUGCGUAUCCGGACCCUAAUAACCAAGGCUAUCAAGCGCAACCGCACCCGCACGGAACCCCAGCACCCGGGCAGCCGUACUACCCGCCCCAG
Canariomyces notabilis is the source of this 906-nucleotide messenger RNA. RefSeq lists its product as uncharacterized. The transcript has 4 exons. NCBI's taxonomy places the organism in Eukaryota, Fungi, Ascomycota, Sordariomycetes, Sordariales, Chaetomiaceae. The record is from RefSeq and is a predicted model, not a curated record. The annotation marks the transcript as partial.